Molecule: messenger RNA, 1685 nt
Organism: Lotus japonicus
Lineage: Eukaryota; Viridiplantae; Streptophyta; Magnoliopsida; Fabales; Fabaceae
Product: protein disulfide-isomerase 5-2
Exons: 5
Coding region: 16-1422 (468 amino acids)
Biological process (GO): protein folding; response to endoplasmic reticulum stress
Cellular component (GO): endoplasmic reticulum
Molecular function (GO): protein disulfide isomerase activity
Source: RefSeq, a predicted model, not a curated record
AGCGCCCCGUUUCGAAUGCUACCUGCAGGCAGGAUGCUGGCCCACCUGGACCCAACAACUUCCACCGAAAAACUAAACAAAGAACAACAACAACAGCAACAAGUUUGUGUUUCUGGAUCGAAGAAGAUGAGGGUUUUGUUGGCUUCUUGUGUUGCGUUGUUGAUCCACUUUUGCAGUGCUUCUGAACCACUCUCGGUGGAUGGCACGGUGUUGGUACUCGACGAAUCCAACUUCGAUUCCGCUAUCUCCUCCUUCGAUCACAUCUUGGUUGACUUUUACGCUCCCUGGUGUGGCCACUGCAAGCGUCUCUCUCCCGAGUUAGAUGCAGCUGCCCCUGUACUUGCAGCCUUGAAGGAUCCCAUAGUCAUAGCAAAAGUAGAUGCAGACAAGCAUACCCGCCUUGCUAAAAAACAUGAUGUCGAUGCGUAUCCAACCAUUCUUCUGUUUAAUCACGGUGUACCCACAGAAUACCGUGGACCAAGGAAAGCAGAUGUACUUGUUCGUUAUCUAAAGAAAUUUGCUGCUUCUGAUGUUUCCGUUCUUGAUUCAGAUUCUGCUGUGAACAAUUUUGUUGAAGAAGCUGGCACUUUUUUCCCAUUAUAUAUAGGUUUUGGGCUGAAUGAGUCGGUAAUAGAAAAGUUAGCCAUAAAGUAUAAGAAAAAUGCAUGGUUUUCUGUGGCUAAGGAUUUCUCAGAGGAUCUUAUGGUAUUGUAUGACUUUGAUAAGAUUCCUGCAUUGGUUUCUCUUAAUCCACAGUUCAAUGAGCGGAGCACAUUCUAUGGCCCCUAUGAAGAGAACUUUUUGGAAGAUUUUGUAAAACAAAACCUGAUUCCUUUGGUCGUGCCAGUUUCCUAUGACACACUUAAGUUGAUGAAAGCUGAUGGUAGGAAAAUAGUUUUGACAAUUGUGGAGGAUGAAAAUGAAGAAAAUUCAAAGGAACUGAUUAAGUUAUUGAAGGGUGCUGCAUCUGCAAAUCGUGACUUAAUAUUUGGUUAUGUUGGAGUUAAACAGAUGGACGAAUUCGCUGACAAAUUUGAUACCAGUACUAAACUACCAAAGAUGGUCAUUUGGGAUAAAAGUGAUGACUACCUUUCUGUUGUUGGUUCAGAAAGCAUUGAAGGAGAGGAUCAGGGAACUCAAAUCACUAAAUUUCUAGAAGGAUAUAGAGAAGGAAGAACUGUACAGAAAAGACUUAGUGGGCCUUCACUGAUGCAAUUUAUCCAUCGAUCUUUUGACAUUAGAAUGGUGUACAUGAUUGUAUUUAUGGUCGCAGUAUUCAUACUUAUUCAGACCCUUGGCGGUAAAGGAGGUGAUGAACACCAUAGAGUACCAAAUCAAGAACAGGUAGAUCAUGCAAGCAGCUCUGUUUCAGAAGUUGAAAGCAAAGAAGAGUAUAAACCAGGAGACAAAAAGGAAGAUUAAAUUUAACACAUGCAAUCAUCAUCACUGAACGUGAUCAGGGAUACUCUAAAGAGCACCUUACCUAUUGGUAUGUGUAAAUAUUUAGAGUUUGCGUAUUUCCUUAAUUUUGACUUUUGAGUACUGUCUAAACUCUACGUUUUUCUACAUUUUCAUUUCUUAACAUGAAAAGGCUUAUUUAUUGUUUCCAACAGGGAGAUGAUAAAAUUGUUGACUUUAUUAUGAUUUACUUACAUCCUUCCUAUAUAUAUUUUAACUUAUUAGUA